Messenger RNA from Cebus imitator (Panamanian white-faced capuchin), 2078 nucleotides. RefSeq names its product ELOVL fatty acid elongase 7 (gene ELOVL7). Gene Ontology annotation, biological process: very long-chain fatty acid biosynthetic process; fatty acid elongation, polyunsaturated fatty acid; fatty acid elongation, saturated fatty acid. The record is from RefSeq and is a predicted model, not a curated record. Bases 372 to 1217 code for a protein of 281 amino acids. Lineage: Eukaryota; Metazoa; Chordata; Mammalia; Primates; Cebidae. Gene Ontology annotation, molecular function: fatty acid elongase activity. Gene Ontology annotation, cellular component: endoplasmic reticulum membrane; endoplasmic reticulum. The transcript has 10 exons.
CGCUGCGCGCGUCAGGCGGCUGGGUGGGAGAGCCGGCAGGUGACACCCGGCGGCCUCCUCCCCUUUCCAGCCCAGUCGGCGGCGGGGACAGCAGGGGCCGCUGUGAGGAGCUCCGCGCUCGCGCCGCCCGCCGCCGCCCUUGGCUCCGGCUCGCGCCAGGCGCUUCGGCUCCGCUCCCCGUGAGAUACUUAGGAACUUCAAGCAGUCAUCCCUGAUAUAAGAGGUUAGUUUACAACUUGGAUAUAUGUGCUGAUUCAAAGAUCUGUCCCCAUAUUUCACAUCUCUCGCAUUUAAACUUCCCUUUUCGAACUGCUUUCGUGGCAUUCCCUAAGUUUUGAACCCAUUAAAAGAGCCGGUAAAUCCUGUGGAAAAUGGCCUUCAGCGAUCUUACAUCGAGGACUGUGCGUCUUUAUGAUAAUUGGAUCAAAGAUGCUGAUCCAAGAGUUGAAGAUUGGCUCCUCAUGUCCUCGCCUCUGCCGCAAACCAUCCUCCUAGGACUGUAUGUCUAUUUCGUCACUUCUCUGGGACCAAAGCUUAUGGAAAAUCGCAAGCCCUUUGAACUCAAGAAAGUGAUGAUAACGUACAAUUUUUUCAUAGUACUAUUUUCUGUGUAUAUGUGUUAUGAGUUUGUGAUGUCUGGCUGGGGUACAGGUUAUUCAUUUCAAUGUGAAAUUGUUGACUAUUCAUGGUCACCCACAGCUUUGAGGAUGGCACGUACCUGCUGGCUUUAUUACUUCUCCAAAUUUAUUGAGCUAUUAGAUACGAUCUUUUUUGUUCUGCGCAAGAAAAAUAGCCAAGUGACUUUCCUUCAUGUAUUUCAUCAUACCAUCAUGCCAUGGACCUGGUGGUUUGGAGUCAAAUUUGCUGCAGGUGGUUUGGGAACAUUUCAUGCCUUUCUGAAUACAGCUGUACAUGUAGUCAUGUAUUCCUACUAUGGACUCUGUGCACUGGGACCAGCCUACCAGAAGUAUUUGUGGUGGAAAAAAUAUUUGACAUCAUUACAGCUUGUCCAGUUUGUUAUUGUCACCAUCCACAUAGGCCAGUUCUUUUUCAUGGAGGAUUGCAAGUAUCAGUUUCCAGUCUUUCUGUACAUCAUUAUGAGUUAUGGUUGCAUCUUUCUGCUGCUCUUUCUCCAUUUUUGGUACCGUGCUUACACCAAAGGUCAGAGGUUGCCCAAAACUGUGAAAAAUGGAACUUGCAAAAACAAAGAUCACUGAAGCACAACAUAAGUCUAUGAUCAAAAGUGAUAUAUUGUCUUCCUUGACAAUCAAGAGAUAUUUACCUAUGCAGUGCAUUUUGUAUAUUUUUCAAAACUAAGAGCUUGUAUUUUUAUGAUAAGUUAUUGGGAUGUCUGAUAUUUGAGAGCCUGAAGCUCCCAGAUAACAGUCUUCUGAUAGUUAGAGCCUACAGCAGCCAGAGUUUGUUUGUUUGUUUUUUUUUAAAGGGGCUUUUAAACCUAAUCCAAAGGUUUUGUUUAACACAUUUUGUUACAGUGAAAGGAAGAUAUGAAGCAAUACAGUACUCUUCAAGGAAGUCCAGUAAAGAUGAAAAAUAUCAUUAGAUAUUUUGAGCAAGGACAGAGAUUCAUGUGAUACCAUAGAUUCCCUCUGCUGGGUCUGGAAACCUCCAACCAUAGGCCCUGACUUUGUCAUUUAUUGACUAUAUUCAGAAGAUGCUAUAUUUGCUCUAGAGUUAAUUCCCAUUUUAGUGAGCUAACAGGUGAAAAUUGAGUGAGUUUUUGAUAACUUGUCAUUUAAAAUCACUAAUGAUAAUUUUCAAAGGAUCUUUUUCGUAACCAUCACCAGUUCUGCUGAUAAGACUUCCUCACAACCCUUUUGUUGUACAAACAGUUUCGAAGUAGCAAUCCUUUGGGUUAGUACCCUGAUGCACUUCACACCAAGUUUCAUUCAGUUGAUUGUUUUAAAAAUAAGAUGAUUUGUUUUAAUGGGUUAAUGAACAUUUUGCUAUUACUGUUUUACAAUUAACUAUAUCUCUGGAAAGAGGUGAAUUUGCCAAUGAAAAAAGUACUGUGUAGUUCAGUGGGAAAAAUCUGUUGUCUGUUAUAGUAUCACACCACU